CAGCAUCAUUUAAGACGUUCCGAAAAUGACUGGUCGGGCACGAGCUAGAUCAAGAGGCAGAGCACGCGGCCAAGACACUGCUGCACCUGGAGCGAGCCAAGCUCGAGAGCCUGCGCCAGCAGCUCCCCCACCCGCAGAGGGAGAGCUGGUUGGUAGAGGGAGACAGAAAGGUGCUCCAGGACCCUAUUCUGCAGAAGCUAUUCUACAGAUUUCAGGAGGAUUUCAGCAGGUGAAGUUGGGCGAAAGAGGUGGACGCCGCCGGGAUUUUCACGAUGCAGGGGUUAACACCAGGCAGGCUAUGGAGCAUGUUAAGGACUCAAAGUCUGGAACAUCUGGUGCUGCCAUUCAGUUGACAGCAAACUUCUUUCGUAUCGUGUCCCGCCCUCAGUGGGUGCUGUAUCAGUACCAUGUGGACUUCAAACCACCAAUGGAGGCUCGUCGUCUGAGAUCUGCCCUCCUCUUUCAACAUGAGGAAGUACUUGGCUCAGCGCGGAGCUUUGAUGGAGCAAUUCUUUUUUUGCCUAACAGAUUGCACAACAAGGAAACUGUGCUCCACAGUGAGACGAGGAAUGGAGAGAAGGUUCAGAUAACUGUCACCUUGACAAAUGAACUGCCACCUACAUCACCUGUGUGCAUUCAGUUUUACAACAUCAUAUUCAGAAGGAUCUUGAGAAUUCUUGACAUGCAGCAGAUAGGACGCAACUACUACAACCCCAAAGAUCCACUGAACAUCCCACAGCACAGGCUGACCAUCUGGCCCGGCUACACCACAACCAUUUUGGGGUACGAGUCAUCCAUUAUGCUGUGUACUGACGUAAGCCACAAGGUGUUACGUAGUGAGACGGUCCUUGACUUUAUGUCCAACCUGAGGCAAAAGUGUGGAAAUCAACGCUUCCCUGAGAUCUGCGCCAAGGAGCUUGUUGGACUCAUAGUCCUUACCAAGUACAACAACAAGACCUACAGGAUCGAUGAUAUUGCUUGGGAUCACUCUCCCAACAAUACAUUCACGAGGGGAGACAAAGACAUUUCCUUUAAGAACUACUACAAGACUCAAUAUAACCUGGACAUCACUGAUGGGAACCAGGUGCUGCUGGUCAGCCAUGUGAAGAAAGCGAUGGGUCCUUCUGGAGGUCCUCCUCCUGGCCCUGCCAUGCUCAUCCCAGAGCUGUGCUACCUUACAGGCUUGACUGACAAGAUGCGAGCUGACUACAACAUCAUGAGGGACUUAAGCACCCACACCAAGUUGGAACCAGAGCAGAGAGAGGGACGCCUCAACAGAUUUAUUUCUAACAUACAGACGAAUACUGAUGCACAGGUGGAGUUGGAUAAGUGGGGACUCAACUUUGAUAAGCAGCUCCUGCAUCUGACUGGCAGAGUCCUCCCAGCGGAGAGGAUUUUCCAGGGACCAAAAUCGUAUGACUACAACCCCAGGGCAGCUGACUGGUCCAAAGAGAUGCGUGGGGUCCCUCUGAUCAGCUCUCCUGUGCUGGAAAGCUGGCUCAUGCUAUACACCCGUCGUAACAGCAACGAAGCCCAGUCCCUUCUGCAGACCCUCAACAGAGUCUCGGGUCCACUCGGUUUCCGCAUGCAGAGAGCUGUUAUGAUCGAGUAUGAGGAUCAUCAGGAGUCUCUUCUCAGAGCCCUGCAGCAAAAUGUUGGACCCCACACACAGAUGGUGGUGGUGGUCCUCCCCAGCAUCAGGAAGGACAAGUAUGAUAGCGUCAAGAAGUACCUCUGUGUGGACUGCCCCAUUCCCAGUCAGUGUGUGGUUUCCCGUACCAUCAGCAAACCUCAGACACUUAUGACUGUAGCUACCAAGAUUGCUCUGCAGAUGGCUUGUAAGAUGGGAGGAGAGCUCUGGAGUGUGGAAAUCCCUCUCAAACAACUGAUGAUUGUGGGCAUCGACUGCUACCACGACACCAUUGCUGGGAAAAGGUCCAUUGGAGCUCUAGUGGCCAGCCUCAACCAAGGAAUGAGCAGGUGGUUCUCAAAGUGUGUUCUGCAGCACAAAGGCCAGGAAAUUAUGGACGGACUGAAGAUGGCCUUGAGUGCUGCACUGAAGGCCUAUCUCAAGUUCAACAACUGCCUGCCUUCGCGCAUCAUUGUGUACCGAGAUGGAGUGGGAGACGGCCAGCUGCACAGUGUGGUCAACUAUGAGGUUACACAGAUCAAGGACUCCAUCAAUUCAAUGGGCCACGACUACAUGCCCAAGCUGAGUGUGGUAGUGGUGAAGAAGCGCAUCAGCAGCAGGUUUUUUGCUCACAUCAAUGGAAAGGUGUCCAACCCUCCACCAGGUACCAUUGUUGACUCAGAGGUCACCCGUCCAGAGUGGUAUGACUUCUACAUAGUGAGCCAGGCUGUCCGCAGUGGAAGCGUCUCCCCAACACACUACAACGUUGUUUACGACACCAGUGGCCUGAAACCUGAUCAUAUGCAGCGUCUUACCUACAAGCUGUGUCACAUGUACUUCAACUGGCAGGGAAUCAUCCGCGUGCCCGCUCCCUGCCAGUACGCCCACAAGUUGGCCUUUCUUGUGGGUCAAAGCAUCCACAGGGAGCCCGGUGUGAAACUGGAUGACCUCCUCUUCUACCUCUAAAAGGUUAAAGACAAGCUAUUUGUUUGGAUGUGACUCUUGAAUCACCUUGGGAAAAACAAUAUGUAUACUUUUGUUACAUAAGUUCUCUUCAGUUUAGAUGUAAGUUGGUUUUGCCAGAGUGUGCUAAGAGUUUGUUUGCGUUUCUAGCCUCAGAAUGCCCUCUGUAUCAAGUUAUGCAGUUCAAGUGCUUUGUUUUACACAACUAAGACAAAACUCCCAGGUCUAAUGCUAGCACAUGUGCUAAAAUAAUCAACGAUGCACCCUGUCUGCUGUUGGAAAUAAACUUUGAGGUUUGUUAAGAAGAUGACAUUGUUCAGAGUAAAAUGUCAAGUAACUUUAAUUGCGUUAACUCUAGCCGGCCCUGAAAUGAGAAAUAUUUCUGACUAAAUGUCAUAUUGUAUUAAC
Molecule: messenger RNA, 3001 nt
Organism: Etheostoma spectabile (orangethroat darter)
Lineage: Eukaryota; Metazoa; Chordata; Actinopteri; Perciformes; Percidae
Gene: piwil1
Product: piwi-like RNA-mediated gene silencing 1
Exons: 20
Coding region: 26-2596 (856 amino acids)
Molecular function (GO): protein binding; RNA binding
Source: RefSeq, a predicted model, not a curated record